Messenger RNA from Camponotus floridanus (Florida carpenter ant), 2306 nucleotides. RefSeq names its product cleft lip and palate transmembrane protein 1-like protein. The record is from RefSeq and is a predicted model, not a curated record. The coding region runs from base 547 to 2160 and encodes 537 amino acids. NCBI's taxonomy places the organism in Eukaryota, Metazoa, Arthropoda, Insecta, Hymenoptera, Formicidae. The transcript has 8 exons. Gene Ontology annotation, cellular component: endomembrane system; membrane.
UACUUAUAAUCAUUAAACUCUACAUACAUACUGUGCCACAAUGGUAUAGUGCGCGCCGAAAGAGAUAGCAAAUUAAAAUUUAUCCUCGAGAAAUCAGUGAGAUGUAUGUAUGUACAUGAGAGUGUGUAGAUUUCUCUAGUGUAGAUACAUUGCUUGUUGGAAUCGGUUUAAAGUAACUUUUCCUUCGGACUGUACAAAAACGAGGAUAGAUAGCUGUAUUGACCCUCUCUUUCGGUGUGCACGGUACCAUUUGUUCCAAUAUGUAGAGUUCAGUACUCAUAGUGAUUACUUUGUUAUUACUAUCGUCUGCUGCGAUUUGCCACGCAAACAACAAUCCGAGUCACUCUCUGGCCUCAUCGGAGUGAACCGAGGAGCGAGGAUACAAUUAAACGCAUGUGACAAAAAACGUUUAUACGCAUUUGCUCUAGAACUGUGAGAUUCGAGAAAUUAUCGAGAGAUCGGUCGUGUAGAAAAUACGAAAGUCAUAAUAAUGCCGUAUAUAUAUUUAUUGUGAUAUACGUAUGCGGGUCGCAAAAUACUGGCAAAAUGCGGUGGCCCUCGCUCAGCGUUAUUCUUUCCCAGAUAUUUUUGGCAUACAUCGUGUAUUCGAUAUAUAGCCUAUCAUUGCUGUUCGUCUCACCAGUUUGCGAGGACGGCAAACCAUGUCUCAAAUCAUACCUAAGCGAACGACCGCAAUUGAAUCUGUACAUCUACAGCUCCGUCAAGAGAAAUCCCACGAGUAGAGAUGUCGAUCUCGUGUAUUCGGCGCAAAAUUUCAAUUACAAUGAAGCGCAAAUUAUUCCAACCAUAUUAAAUAUUCCACGCGAAACGCGGCGAAAUGGGACAUUGUUUUUACAUGUACUAUUAGUUCCUACUUUCACAAAACAGGACAGGUCGUUCAUCGAUUUGCAAAAAGAUAUCUUUACUUCGUAUAUAACAAUUAAGAUGACACAAUACAUGGUACCUGAAGCAGAAGCAUUUAAACUGUUGGGCAAGAAAGAUUCCAGUAUCAGUAAGGCCAACAAGAUUGCUGUACAUCUAGUCUCGCACAUCAAAAGUCGUGUGACUUUUACAAUAAUGACAGACAAUAUUAUGCUCCCUGCAUAUAGCGUGCCUGCCGAACUCGUGAAUCACAUAAGAAUAAUUGGCAAACAGACAUUCUUGCCCAUUGUCAAUUACGAUUUCUUACAAACGCGGCAUCGGGAUCUUCAACGAAUUACUUUACAGAAUAAUACAAUGAAUGUCACUAUAGAAUAUUCGCCUGUAUCCCUAGGAAAACUACGAUUGGUGCUACAUGUGCAAGCAACUAUGGAAAACUUGAAAAAUCUCGGUUUCUCUGACAAGGACGUCGAUGAAGUAAAGGGCAUCUUUGCAGAUACCAAUAUUUAUUUACUAGGCGGUACAUUCUUCAUCGCUGCUAUACAUUUGCUGUUUGAUUUUCUUGCUAUUAAAAACGAUGUCAGUUUUUGGCGAAAGAAGAGUAAUCUCAUAGGUCUCAGCAAAUGGACUGUAAUGUGGCGAGCAUUCAGCCAAACUGUGAUUUUCCUUUAUCUUUGCGAUGAGAGUUCUUCGUUACUUGUUCUUAUUCCAACUGGUAUUGGCACUAUUAUCGAGCUGUGGAAAUUGAAAAAGAUAUCUAGAGUGCAACUAAUUAGCAGUAAUAGCAUUUUGCCAAGAAUACAAUUUAAAACUGAUGACAUGAAUGCAGCAGAAGUAAAAACUCGAGAAUUUGAUGCUGAAAGUAUGCGUUAUUUGAGUUAUCUGUUAUAUCCGCUAAUCAUUGUUGGUGCCGUCUAUUCGCUUCUUUAUCAACCGCAUAAGAGUUGGUAUUCUUGGAGCAUAAAUUCUAUGGUAAAUGGCGUUUAUGCAUUCGGAUUUCUCUUUAUGCUGCCACAAUUGUUUGUUAAUUAUAAAUUGAAAUCCGUGGCGCACCUGCCGUGGAGAGCAUUCAUGUACAAAGCAUUUAACACGUUCAUUGAUGAUGUGUUCGCUUUUAUUAUAACGAUGCCAACAGCUCACAGAAUAGCAUGUUUCAGAGACGACGCUGUCUUUUUGAUUUAUUUGUAUCAAAGAUGGUUAUACCCAGUGGAUAAAUCGCGUAUGGAUACUGAUACGAUUACAGAAGAAACUAUUGAUCUCGUUAAUAAGAAAAUAAAUUAACGAUUCUUGUUGUUCAUUGUCAUCAUUUUUCUUCGCGGCCUACUGGAGAAAUUAUGUAAUUUCAUGCAUGACGCGCUAUUACAUGCCGAUAUUAUUACAAACAUUAUAUCGCUAAUGUGUGAAAAUUUCAUUUAUAAUACAUGGUU